UUUCCCUCAGUUUGGUUUUGAAUCGACAGUACGCGAACAUGAACAACUUGGGCUUUGUGGCAAUCAUCUGCUUGCUUUUGCUGCAAGGUAAUGUGGCGAAGGAAAUUACCUUCCAGGAGCAGUGCAAUGGAUAUUGUUUCUCAGUUGUCCAGCCAUUCCUCGAUAGUUUAGUCCAGUUAAAAGAGGCAACAGAUGCCAAUAAUGAAAUCAAAGACAAAAUUCACUCAUUGGAGCUGACCAUCAACAAUUUGCAGAGUCAGUUAGUAAAUAGUGGGACCGAAAUUAAAAUCAAAGACGAGCAAAUGAAGGAUCUCAGAGAGCAAAUCAAGGACAAAAACGAACAAAUUAAAAGAAAAGACGAACAAAUCCAGGAAAAAGACAAACAACUAAAGGAAAAAGACGAACAAAUUAAAGGAAAAGAGGAACAAAUCUUGCGUGCUGAAAAAAAUUAUCAGCUAUCGAAAUUUAAUCAAACGACGGAGAAUCUUCCCGACACAUGUCCCAAUGGGGGCCCAAAUGGAAUUUUCCAGAUAAAGAUCAAGGGAAUGGAGCCGUUCCAAGUUCCCUGCGAUUCUCAUGGAUGGACGGUCAUUCAAAGGCGAAUCGACGGGAGUGUGGACUUUAAUCGAAACUGGACGGAGUACAAAGAGGGAUUUGGAGACAUGCGUGGAGAGUUCUUCAUUGGGCUGGAAAAAUUGCACUUUAUGACCGCAGCUCAGCCUCAUGAAUUGUAUAUACAACUGCGAGAUGUUAAUGGCACUUAUCGCCAUGCCAGAUAUGACAACUUCAUCGUGGGAAGCGAAGAAGAAAGCUUUAUUCUUAAAUCGCUGGGUGAAUAUUCGGGAAAUGCAGGAGACUCCCUAAAGGAACACAAGGGAGCAAUUUUCUAUACUUUGGAUCGGGACAGCGUUAGCAAUUGCGUUCGUAUUUUCAGCGGUCCGUGGUGGUUUGAUGGUUUGGAUUGCGGAAGAAGGUAAUUCUUCUAUUAUUUUUUUUAGAGAGAACUCGCUUAAUGUUAAUUAAUUUCAUUUAUUUUUCAGUUCGUUAAACGGUAAAUAUUUCAGAGAAGGUAUCGCCAAUGAAAAAAAUGGAAUUAGUUGGGGCCAUUGGACUUCGUUUGAUUACACAAUAUCACUGACUUUUGUGAAAAUUACUAUAAGACCUAUGACUCCACAGACGUGAGGAAUAUGUCAAAAUAAGCUUAAAAUCAUCGUUGGAUCGAGAAAUUCAAAUUCAAUAAAAUUGAUCACUUUUUAUUUAUGAAGAACUAAAA
Molecule: messenger RNA, 1273 nt
Organism: Drosophila obscura
Lineage: Eukaryota; Metazoa; Arthropoda; Insecta; Diptera; Drosophilidae
Product: angiopoietin-related protein 3
Exons: 1
Coding region: 39-977 (312 amino acids)
Source: RefSeq, a predicted model, not a curated record